Seminavis robusta is the source of this 2295-nucleotide messenger RNA. The record is from the annotation of a GenBank genome assembly. Lineage: Eukaryota; Bacillariophyta; Bacillariophyceae; Naviculales; Naviculaceae.
AUGACGAGCAACCGGUUGGCAUCAGCUCGAUCGAUCUUCGAGCAGAACAUUGCCAACAACCGCAAAGCGGGAGUCGACAAGAACAUUCUAGGUCGCAAGACAUCCUCUGGCAGCUCCUCAUCAGUAUCCCGUCGUCUCUUUGCCAGCACCAAGUUAUCCGAGAGCAGCAGUAGCAACAGCAACAGUCACAGCAACGAUGGAAGUUUGUCAUCUCUAAACAACAGCUCCAGCUGUAACAACAACAACAACAAUCAUGAAGAGAGCUUUGUGCGAAGAAGGCCGUCCAUGUCAUCCCAAGGACGAAGAUCUUCCAGCAAGAGUAUCAACAACACUCCCAAACUAGAUCAGCUAAAGGAGGAACAACACCAAGCCAAGGGCCAAAUCACCAUUGAAUAUACAGAACCCAACAAGCCUUCUAUGGAUAUCAGCAUGAAUCGAGAAGCCAUUCACAGCUCCGACCCAUUGGACGAAAAGCUAGAUCUCUCCAAGAAUAAAAUGAAGAUCAACGAUGCGUUUGCCAAGAGACAAGCCGAGAAGAAGCGAGGAUCCAUCUCGUCGUUGGCAGAGCAUUUAAACAAACUGGAAAUCAAAAGUCUCAAGCCACGGGGAGGUGACAAUGCCAGUGUCACGAGUGGAUCAUCCCUGGAAUCCCACAGAGAUCAGAUCAAGCUACCAGACUUUCGCCAAUCGUCCUAUGGAUCUCGUGGUGGGAGUAGUCACAACAGCAGUGCCAGGAAACAACAGCAACUACCACCAAACAGCCGCAGUCGCUUCUCUUCCAACAAGUUCCGACAAAGCGGUGGUAGCAAUCGCAAUCAGGAAGAGCAACCAAAUCCGGACGACUCCUUUUCCUCCAUUGGAUCCACUGAAAGCUAUGACAUUAUGAGCCAUCAAAACCAGCGUUCUCGAACGGCUUUGUACGGAUCCAGUUCCUCCUUAUCUCCAACCCGCCGAGAUGAUGUCUCGGAAUCAUCUCUGGACGAGUCGUCACAACGCAUCAAGCUCAAUUCUUCGUCUCGAAGGCGCAACCACAACAGCAGAUCGCCGGGGAAUCAUUCUCCAAACAGUAGCUACCGUUCCUCUGAUUCUGGUCGCAGUAGCAAGAGCAAAAACAUUCACUCUUUGGCACAACACUUUUCUUCUUCCAAAGGAUCAUCGGAACCUUCGUGGAUUCGCCGUUCUUCGGUCGUGGACGAUGAUGACAGCUGCAGCAGUGCGCACCAUCAACAACCCUUCAAGGCCGUCCCCUUUACCAAAAGUGUUAUCAAACGUCACCGGGAAAGCUUGGUCAAUAAACAAGGAGGUGGUGUUCGACGGGAAAGCUCCAACCGGUCCCUGGAUACCAGCCAAAGGAGCAACUUGUCCACCCCAGGUGGGCCAAACAACCACUGCCCACCGCCGCCACGCGCCCUUCGCCGCCGUAGCAGCAUGACCAAUACGAGUAAGCGUCGGCUCAAAGAACGAACGGCCCCGCCGCCGUUGUUGGACCCGGAGGAAUUGGCCAUGCGAAAUGAAAUUGCCGCCCUGCAAAAGCAAAUUGCCGAUUCGCAGGCCAAACUGGUGCAGGUCCAGCAAGGAGAACAAUACGACUUGAAACGCAUCCAAGAUGCCAAGGAACGCAAGAUGAAACGAGUCGAUGCCGAGUCUGCCAAGAACAUGUCCUUUUCAUCCAUUAACGUCGUUCAUCUGACAAAAGAAGAAGAGAAAGCCUUGAACGCAAAGUAUCUCAAUUGCAAACUGACUAUUCGACAAUUGAAACAAGGGAAUGCUCGUAUUCACAGUCAGAAUCGCAAGAUGAAACUAGAAGUCCUCAGCACUAGCUCCAACAAUCGACUCCUGCAAGAGAGCAAUGCACAGACAAAGGCAUUUGUCGCCGAGCUCCAAGAGCAACAAAAGGAUCUCCUCGUCCCGGAGCAUGAUUAUUUGAUGCGCUUGGCCAGCACCUAUCAAAAGUCCAUCUUGGACACGGAAGAAUCCAUUGAAAAGAAGGAGCCAAAGCUACGGCAAGUGAAGACGGACCGACUGUUAUUUGAAGACCGCAUUGAUAUCGUCGUGGACUUUAUGCAAAAGAAAUGCAAAGACUUCUCGUUGGUGGAAGAGCUCACGGCAAUGGCGUUUGACGACGAAGGCUGGGAAACAGGGGACGACUCCUCGGUGGAUGACGAUGGUGAUAGCAGGGCUUCCUCCUACAUCCGUUAUUCAUCGGAAAGUGAAGAGGAGAGUCCGCGUCGUGAUCGAGGGAUUGCAGAUUUGCUCUUUCCCACAUCGAACCAUUCCCUUCAUAUCUUUCUUUAG